Molecule: messenger RNA, 1633 nt
Organism: Protopterus annectens (West African lungfish)
Lineage: Eukaryota; Metazoa; Chordata; Ceratodontiformes; Protopteridae
Product: alpha-1-antitrypsin homolog
Exons: 5
Coding region: 110-1507 (465 amino acids)
Biological process (GO): negative regulation of endopeptidase activity
Molecular function (GO): serine-type endopeptidase inhibitor activity
Source: RefSeq, a predicted model, not a curated record
GUUAAAGUCCGUCCCUUUUCCUAGGGCGCCAUCUUUAAUUUCUGCCCACCUCGCUGCUGCUGUGCGUGCUUGGCUGUGUGCUAAAACUCUGCACAGGUGCUACCUGAAAAUGAGAAAGAUGAUGUACUUGUGUUUACUUGUCAUUCUGAUGCUCUCCUCUACCCAAGGAGACCAUCAUAUUGGCCAUCAUCAUUAUGACCAUCCACCACAACAACAUAAUCCUCAUCCAGAUCAUCAUCAUCCUGCUAAAGACGCAAAGCAUGAUCACGAGCAUGAUCCGCAUAAGCAUCAUGACCAUCCACAUCAUCAUCAUCUUCAUGACAAAGACCAUAAACAUGACCAUAAAGCAGACUCACAAGAGGAAAUGCUGUGCCAGAAAAUAUCCCCAGGCAAUUUCGACUUUGCAUUCAGAUUCUUCAAACACGUUGCUUCAAAGCCAAAUGAGGCUUUCAAAAACAUAUUCUUUUCUCCACUUAGUAUCUCUGCUGCAUUCUCCAUGCUAUCUCUUGGAGCCAAACAGAAUAGUCUGGAUCAGCUAGUUGAAGGACUAGGAUUUAAUCGGACCGCACUUACUGACUCUGACAUUCACCAUGGUUUUGAACACCUUUUCCAUAUGUUAAACACUCACAGUGUAGAUCUGCAGCUUAACACUGGAAGUGCUCUUUUUUUAAGAGAAGGAAUUAAAUUCCAACCACAGUUUUUAAAUGAUGCCCAGCACUAUUAUGCAGCAGAAGCAUUUCAUACUGAUUUUUCAAAAUCUGUUGAGGCUGUAAAGCAAGUCAAUGACUAUAUCGAGAAGAAGACAAAUGGUAAAAUUGUGAAUUGUUUGGCAAGUGUUGAUCCAGACACUGUAGCACUUCUUCUAAGUUAUAUUGCUUUCUCAGGUAAAUGGGAAAAGCCAUUCAAUUCUAAUCUAACCAAGGAAGAAGAUUUCUUCGUAAAUGAGAAUGUUACUGUUAAGGUACAAAUGAUGUACAGAAAUGGCAGAUAUAAAGUACAUCUUGAUACAAGCAAGGGAUUCCAAUUUGUAGAGAUACCUUACAAAGGAAAUACUGUCAUGAUUCUUAUUCUGCCAGCAGAUGGUAAAAUGGAUGAAGUAAUACAGAGUUUGACUCUUGAAAAAAUAAUGAAUUUGCAUAAGACAGCAUUUGUCAGCAAUAUAAAUCUGCACGUUCCAAAGUUUUCUAUUAAGGCAUCCUACAAACUUCAUGAACUACUACCUGAAAUGGGCAUCAGUGAUAUAUUUAGUGAUCUAGCAGACCUUUCAGGAAUCGUAGAGUCACCAAAACUGAAGAUUUCCCAGGCUCAGCAAACAGCAGUUAUAAAAGUUGACGAGACGGGGACAGAAGCUGCUGCAGUAACUACAAUAGAAGCAAUGCCCAUGUCGUUACCUUUUACGGUGAAAUUAGACAGACCAUUUCUCACCUUAAUUUGCAAUCAUGACACAAAAACAUUACUGUUUAUGGGGAAAGUGAUCAACCCAGUUCAAAGUUCACAUCCAAAGUAAUGCAUCACAAAGAAUGUUUUGUUACAUAUAAGCUGGCUGAGAUCAUUUUUGUUGCUGAAAAACUUUUCCUAAGACUGUAACAAUGGUUUAAUAAUAUGAAGGUUGUUAAUAAAUUGAAAUAUCCAA